This is a messenger RNA of Pygocentrus nattereri (red-bellied piranha), 2181 nucleotides long. RefSeq names its product cysteine-rich secretory protein LCCL domain containing 1b (gene crispld1b). The transcript is spliced from 15 exons. NCBI's taxonomy places the organism in Eukaryota, Metazoa, Chordata, Actinopteri, Characiformes, Serrasalmidae. The coding region runs from base 180 to 1706 and encodes 508 amino acids. Gene Ontology annotation, cellular component: extracellular region. The record is from RefSeq and is a predicted model, not a curated record.
CGCAAAUAUUACCCAAGGUGGCCGAGCAGGGCAAUCAAACAGUCCCUGCAGAGACGGGCUGGGCUCAGGACUUCUCUGCCGGACGCUAAGACUGUCCAGGGGGCGAGGAGAGUCCACGCGCGCGUGCACGUACAGAAGGCUGAACCAAGACUGCACCAAACUGUGGGAGUUUGCUGGCCAUGAAGCGUCCGCCCCUGCCCUGGCUGUGCCGCGCUCUACUGCUGCUGUCUGCCCGUGCAGCGGUUGCCAUUGUGAUCCCCAACGGAACGCAGGUGGAGGCCAUGCUGCAGAGGUACCUGGAGAAAGAAGAGUCGUGGUGGGAAGCGAGACCGAGGGGCAGGAGGGCAAUUUCGGCGAGUGACAUGCAGCUUAUCCUAGACCUGCACAAUAAGCUGCGGGGUCAGGUGUAUCCCCCUGCUUCAAACAUGGAGUACAUGGUCUGGGACACGGAGCUGGAGCGCAGCGCGGAGGAUUGGGCUCACACCUGCAGGUGGGAGCACGGCCCUCCCCACCUGCUCACACAGAUCGGUCAGAACCUGGGGGCACACUGGGGCAGAGACAGGCCUCCAACCUUUCAUGUGCAGGCCUGGUAUGAUGAGGUCCGUUAUUUCAGCUACCCGUAUCCACAGGAGUGUAACCCCUACUGUCCCUACAGAUGCUCCGGACCCGUCUGCACUCACUACACACAGCUGGUUUGGGCCACCAGCAGCAAAAUUGGGUGUGCCAUCAAUGUGUGCUACAACAUGAAUGUUUGGGGCAUGAUCUGGGCCAAAGCUGUCUAUCUGGUCUGCAAUUACUCUCCACCAGGGAACUGGUGGGGUCAUGCUCCGUAUAAACACGGACACCCAUGCUCCGCCUGUCCGGCCAGCUAUGGAGGCGGCUGCAGAGACAACCUCUGCUAUAAAGACGAUGGCAGUCAGAGAUACUAUGAUCCAGAACCGGAGGAGAAUAACUAUAUAGAGCCGGAGCGAGAGCCCGCCCGCAGUCAGGUGUCCCACCCCGUAGAACCUUCACCAACUCCGCCUCCCAGCCACAGCCUGGACAGGAACGACGUCUCCAGCACUGAACAAAUGUCACAGCAAGUGUCAUGUGAUACAAAAUUACGGGAUCAGUGUAAAGGAACCACCUGCAACAGGUACGAGUGUCCAGCGAGUUGUUUAUACAGCUAUGGGAAAGUGAUCGGAUCGGGACACUAUGAUAUGCAAUCCAGCAUUUGUGGAGCAGGUUUACACGCAGGAAUUAUAGACGCCGAUGGAGGCUGGCUGGAUAUCACGAGAGUGGGCAGAAGGCAGCGCUUUGCAAAGUCCUACAAAAACGGAGUUCAGACUCUGGCGAAAAACCACAGCGCUAAUGCAUUCACCGUAUCAAAAGUACCAGUUAAAGCCAUCGCGUGUGACGUGACCGUGGCUCAGUACUGUCCUUUCAAGAAGCCCGUCAGACAUUGUCCAAGGUUGUUUUGUCCUCGUAACUGCCUGUACGACAGCCAUGCCAGCGUCAUUGGGACACGUUACUAUGCAGAUCGUUCAAGUAUCUGUCGGGCAGCGAUUCAUGCCGGUGUGAUUCAGAGUGAGUCUGGAGGCUACCUGGACGUGAUGCCGGUGGACAGAAGGCGGCAGUAUACUGGCUCAAACCAGAAUGGAAUUGCCUCAGAGAGCCUGCAGAAUCCCACAGGAGGCAAGGCGUUCAGAGUGUUUGCAGUCAUAUGAAGCCAAACUCCAAGGACACACAUCCAAACACAGCACUUCGUAGCGCAGCGGCCAGCCAUCACAGCGUUCGUUCACGCUGAGCCUUGUUUACGGCCGAAAAGUCUUCUUAACGGGGAAAAACGAAAAAAAAAAAGACAUUGACAUUGACUCCAUCUGGCCCCAAGAAGCGUCCGCAAGUUUCCGACUCCAGCUUUCUUUUUUCUGCACGAUGACCAUCAAAUUUUAGGGACACUUUGCCUUUUUUUUUUUAAGUUUAAAUUUUCACAUUUAACUUAAGAAUUUCGCAGCUUAAACAUGUUCAUCAAAGUAUCUUCUUCCGCAUAAAUAAUGAUUGGAGAGUCCAAACUGUUCUUAAAAGUGCACAUUUAAAUCUCUUUCAGCCCACAGGUGUUUCAAACACCUGAAAGGUCCGAGUGCUGACAUCAUUAGGGGAUAAGACGAUGGGUGGGCUACUAAAUUAGAAUUUAAUAACAAA